Molecule: messenger RNA, 1001 nt
Organism: Rosa chinensis
Lineage: Eukaryota; Viridiplantae; Streptophyta; Magnoliopsida; Rosales; Rosaceae
Product: universal stress protein PHOS32
Exons: 2
Coding region: 131-796 (221 amino acids)
Source: RefSeq, a predicted model, not a curated record
GACACGUCAUUGUGCGCGCCUCUAUAAACCUCCUUCAUCUAUUCAUCCCCGGCUUGACCCAAAACAGUGAAAUACCACCGAGUCCCCAUUUGCUCCCAAUCCCGCCAAGGACAGAUCCGUAAUUUCCGCCAUGAACCCUCCCGCCGUACCCAGCCAACCCUCCUCCCCUCUCUUCCCGCUCUCGCCCAGUCCCCACCGCAAGGUCGCGAUCGCCGUCGAUUUAAGCGACGAGAGCGCCUACGCCGUCCGGUGGGCGGCCGAGCAGUACCUCCGACCCGGCGACGCCGUCGUCCUCCUCCACGUGCGCCCCACCAGCGUCCUCUACGGCGCCGACUGGGGCUGGGUCCCCGUCGACUACAGCCUCCCCGUCGCCGGCGACAAGAAAUCGGAGGACGACUUCGACGCGUUGACCACGGCCAAGGCGACGGAGCUGGCUCGGCCGCUCGUGGAGGCCGGAAUCGAGUUCAAAAUCCACAUAGUGAAGGAUCGCGACAUGAAGGAGAGGCUGUGCUUGGAGGUGGAGAGGCUCGGGCUCAGCGCCGUCAUUAUGGGCAGCCGAGGGUUCGGCGCCGCCUCCAAGAGGAGCCUCAAGAUGGUGAGGCUCGGAAGCGUGUCGGAUUACUGUGUGCAACACUGUGUGUGUCCGGUCGUGGUGGUGAGGUGUCCUGAUGACGUGGAGCGGAGGUUUGGCGGCAGUGGUGGUGGUAGUGAAGCGGCGGAGGACGACGUUCUGCUUCCGGUGCCGGAGGAGGACCAGGAGGACAAUGAGGACGGUGAGCCUCGAGAAAUAAACUGAGGCAGCCAGGAUAGAUAUUGUACAAGUUGAAGCUUUGCAAAGGAAAUUUUAAGAUUGUGUAUAGUUGUUUCCCGUUGGUGGGAUUAUGCCUUGUAAAUUUGGAUGAUGGAAUUUAUAAGUGUAGGAUUUUAUAUCACCCUGAAGUUUCAUCUUUUGUAACAAGAAUUUUCAGUGUUAUGGAAGCAAGCAUUGCUCCUUUCUGUGA